Drosophila serrata is the source of this 637-nucleotide messenger RNA. It is a transcript of the gene aust, whose product is annotated as australin. The record is from RefSeq and is a predicted model, not a curated record. NCBI's taxonomy places the organism in Eukaryota, Metazoa, Arthropoda, Insecta, Diptera, Drosophilidae.
ACUUGUAGUGAAAGUCUUAAAAGACGCAACAAAACUAUAGAAAAAUGCCACGCACCGAGAUACUUAAGCAAACUCAAAGCCAGGAUCUCGAUCCUAAAAAGAAGAUCAAAACGAACACACCUGAAGUGGAGAUCAACAAAUUAAACACGCGAUACCAAAAGGAAUUAAGCCACCAAAUCAAGUCCAUUCGAAACAAUACCAAUAAGCAGGUGCUGCAGAUGAAGUGUUCUGUUCCCGAGCCUCCCGUUAGUAAGUCGGAGAAGGUUGGACUUGAAUUGAGUUUCUUGCGCUGGCCACGCGCCGGAGAAGAGGUGUUCUCAACGGCGGGCAGUCCCCUGGCUGUGCUAAGGCAGCCGGAGCACUGUGUCAAUGUGCACAUACCCACAAGGAAGGGUAUAAUCAAGGUGAAGCCUCACAAAAUGAAGCAGGUGGACAGUGACACACUGAUGACUAUGGACCAAAAUACCUUCAGCCAGGUGAAGGUCUUGAAUACCAACUUAGAGAUGAUAAUCGAUAAGGUCACAAAAAUGGGAAAACUAUAAAUACUUUCACUAAUCAAAACGAUUUUUCGAUCCCCCCUAACUGAAACAAAAUCCAUCAUAAUAUUAUUACGCUUAUUUCGUUAAUAUUUUAUUUA